Arabidopsis arenosa is the source of this 955-nucleotide messenger RNA. Lineage: Eukaryota; Viridiplantae; Streptophyta; Magnoliopsida; Brassicales; Brassicaceae. The record is from the annotation of a GenBank genome assembly.
AGAAUUGAAAUUUCAAAACUUUAGAGAGAAAGAGAAGAGAGAGAUUUUACCAAAAAAAAGAGAAGAGAGAGAAGCUAUGUUUGCGGCGGAGAAUGGUCUGAAAGGAGAUCCAAGGCUUGAAGCUAUAUCAGCAGCCAUUAGAGUUGUUCCUAAUUUCCCCAAGAAAGGGAUUAUGUUUCAGGACAUAACAACGUUGUUAUUGGAUCACAAGGCGUUUAAACAUACAAUUGACAUCUUCGUAGAUCGUUACAAAGACAUGCAAAUCUCUGUCGUUGCUGGAGUUGAAGCAAGAGGUUUCUUGUUCGGUCCCUCCAUUGCAUUAGCCAUCGGCGCAAAGUUUAUCCCUUUGCGUAAACCAGGAAAAUUACCAGGGAAAGUGAUAUCAGAGUCUUAUGAGCUCGAGUAUGGACAUGACCGUUUAGAGAUGCAUGUUGGCGCCGUUGAGCCACGCGAACGCGUCAUUAUCAUCGAUGAUCUUGUUGCUACGGGCGGCACUCUUUCAGCCGCCAUGAGCCUAUUGGAAAGCCAAGGAGCUGAAGUUGUUGAGUGUGCUUGUGUUAUUGGCUUGCCUGAAGUCAAGGGGCAACACAAGCUGAAAGGGAAGCCGCUUUAUGUGCUGGUGGAGCCUAGUGGAUUAGAUGAGUUCUGUUAGGAUACAUAUCGGUUAAUUCCGGUUCAGUUUUUUUCCCCUUCAGAGUUCAUGUUCCGUUUCCAAAUUUCUAGGGUUCCAACUUCUUGUAUUCGUUCUCAUUUUAUGUUCUCUGUAGAUUUUGAAUUUUGAUGUCUGUUUUUUUUUUUGUGAGGAUUAGGACAAUGGGUUCUUUCCACGGCAGUGGUUGGUAAAAACUGGGAUAUUCAAAAUAGUCUUUACAAUUCCGGAUUUGGUGAACCGGUUUUUGUUUGGUGGAUUUUCUGAUGGAUCACUAACUUAUCUUAAUCAAUUUAUAAAAACUGU